This is a messenger RNA of Lachancea sp. 'fantastica', 1509 nucleotides long. NCBI's taxonomy places the organism in Eukaryota, Fungi, Ascomycota, Saccharomycetes, Saccharomycetales, Saccharomycetaceae. The record is from the annotation of a GenBank genome assembly.
AUGCUUGAUUUAAGUCCAAUAUUGGGUAAACAUGUCACGUUUCCUUUAAUGUGCUGUUUCCUCUACCUAAUCUAUAAGGAUCUAGCGGCCAGCGACAGGAAGAUAAAGGAAGGACAUUCUGGGAACCAACAUCAGCAGCAGCAGCAGCAGCAGCAGCGACAAGAUCCAAAUAAUGACUGGAAAUCAAAUAUCAUUUUGACAGACAAAGUGAGCGCAACCGAUAAAUCAUGGGACCAAACUAAACCGUUUCCUUACCAGCCUUUUAAGGCAGGCGAGUAUAAACUCAACAUGGGCAUAAAGACAAUUCCAACACAGGAUUGGCUCGUUCUCGAUAACACAUACAGGAGCAGAAUCGAGGCCAAAUGGCAAGUGGUGAGAGAAAACUAUCAGGAUGUAAUUUUUUAUUUGGAUCCCGCAAUGGUCAAUACCACGGCGACACAGGAGCAGAGCGAAAACGAAGGCGAUCCAUUAUAUGAGGAAACGGCCAUCACCAGCCAAGACGUCAAAAAUUGUGAAAUCGCGCUUUGCGAACUCUACGAAAAUAUCGUGGUCUUCCUCUUGCAACGGUAUCCACAGCAUUUCCAAGUGUCACAACCACCGUCCCAGGACUCCCCAGGCGUCCUGCACAACCAGAUUCUCGACGAGCACCAUCCGGUCGACCCACGCAAAUAUCUGGACCUCGCAGAAACCCGGGUCAAAACUUUCAGUUAUCGGUGCACUGACGCAGAAGUUAUGCCAUCCGACACUUUUGUCGCCAACAACAACAACAACAAGAACAACAACAACAACAACAACAACAACACCACCAAAAGUGACAGUGUAGGGUACAGAUGUCUCAUAUCGUGCACGCGAACCCAACGAGCACACGAAUUGAUCCUAGCACUCAGCAGGCUGGUGGAAGAGGAUCUCAUCUUAUUGUUCCCCAACGACAAGCGCCAGUUCAACCGAGAAUACGUGCUCAUGGCCGGCAUAUUUGCAUUUGCAGCUGGGUUCAACCCAAGAGAACGGUUUUUGAAGCCACUCACGCUGCUGCAUGGCCCAGUUCCAGAGUACCGGAAAAAGCUGCAAAUGCACAUGAAUAGAUUCUUCGAAACCCACAACAUUGGCAAGCUGGUGAUGCGGCUCAAUUUCUCGUUCCAAACCCAUUCCAGAAUGUAUGUGACCAACGAUAACAAGGGCUUGGCCACAGAACAGAUUUCGGCCAAGACUUUAGAGCAGUUGCGCGGUGGACGAGAUUUGUACUACAGAUCCGAGCGACAAUGUUUGAUCAAGCUAGGUCCUCAAUCGCAGGCCAUGUGUUUUUCCAUCAAGACAUAUCUUUGGAACAUGGCAGACCAGUUUUUGACAGACGAUUUUUAUUCUCAAAAUGGCGUUUUACAAGACAUGUACGACGCUGUGGACGGUAUGCAAGAGAACGUUGGCCAGUACAAACGUAAACCCGAAUGGGGGCCUGCACUGUUAGAGUUGGUACGAAACAAAAUCUACAGCCAAAAGAACCAAACAAACUAG